AUGGUGUCCUGGGACGGAUGGAUUUCAGAUGACAGCAGUUUCUAUGGCACCGAGGAGGAGCAACAGCAUCAAAGACAGCGCUGUGAAAAGUAUGAUCUAAAAUUGUUCUGGCAUUCUCGCUCCAAAUAUAUCAACGCCAUCGCGAUGAAUGCGAGGACUCAGCUCCUUGCAGAGCCUACUUCCAACAACAGCACAGCGCCGUCCAAGAGAGGGAAGAGGGGAACAUCACCGGUUACACAAGAUCAGACAUGCAAGACACCUAGUCGCUACCACAAAGACUUGGCGCAGGAGCACCUUUUAACGUCAAACAAGCGCGGGUCUGUCGAUGACUUUAUACGCCGCCUUCCACCACUGACCACCUCCAUCUCCAAAUGUCCCUGGAUCUGGGCUGAGAAUCCUUAUCGCAACCCUCACGGCAAGCCGCCAUAUUCCAAUGUCGCUGACUUUACAAAUCGCGGCAUGCAACUGCUCCAAGAGUCUUUAGAGAGUCGCCGUAAGAUUCGCGAGUUAGCUGCUACACAACCGAAAGGAAGCGUGACCAAAAAACUAAGUCAAGAAAGCAAGUCUUUGCAGGAGCGCAUCGCCAGCCUAGCCAGAGACACUCACGUUCUCUCUGGAAAAUGGAUGUUAUUCCUAAAAUCUGUCGAUGUUACUCGAGUCUGGAAACAGAUCGUAGCAGGUGUCAUCGAAAACCGACUUGGCUCUGGCUGCAAAGUGGCAAUGGAUGAUGGAAAAGAGGAAUGGCUGAUCUGUGUCUACACAAAGGACUUUCAAGAUACUCAAGAUGUUGUACGAGUACUCCGGGAGCUGGAAAACAUGGUUUUGAUCUCUGCAGGCCGACCUAUCUACUACAAGCCUGAUGCCUAUACUUACCUGGAUCUCAUGCGCGAAAACGCGGCCGAGUACGGAUUGCAAGCGAGUCUUUAUAAUUCCCGCUCAAUGCUGGCCAACGGUAAAGGGACCAAGUCGUCCCCACGAUCCCAAAAGAAGUAG
This is a messenger RNA of Bipolaris zeicola 26-R-13, 993 nucleotides long. RefSeq lists its product as uncharacterized. The coding region runs from base 1 to 993 and encodes 330 amino acids. The transcript has 5 exons. The record is from RefSeq and is a predicted model, not a curated record. Lineage: Eukaryota; Fungi; Ascomycota; Dothideomycetes; Pleosporales; Pleosporaceae.